CGACAGUGCCGUGUCUGAAUACGUCGUCGUUACCGAGUGAAGUGCGUCUCUCUGGAGCAGAUACCGGCUGAGAGAAACGCAGCAACAAGAGAAAGGAAUAUAUCUGGAUUCGUGUUUUUUUUACCCGAGUAAUCUCCGAGGACCGCGCAUCCCCUCAGGUAAAAACUAUUCCACCCCAAACUCGAUGUGGAAGCUGGGCUGAACGAAGAAGGGGCUUCGCUGGGGAAGGCGACUAGCUUCAUCGCCAAACCGAGCUCGUCGGAGUAGCCUAGUUGCCUCCCAAGCGACACUUUAAUAAAGGAAGGAGCGGACACUUUUGGCCCAAACACUGGUGAAAAUGGACUAUGAUUUUAAAGUGAAGCUGACCGGCGAAAGGGAGCGUGUGGAGGACCUGUUCGAGUACGAAGGAUGCAAAGUAGGAAGAGGCACCUACGGUCAUGUGUACAAAGCUAAGAGAAAAGAUGGGAAGGAUGAUAAAGACUAUGCCCUCAAGCAGAUUGAAGGCACUGGCAUCUCCAUGUCAGCCUGCAGAGAGAUUGCAUUGCUACGGGAGCUGAAGCACCCCAACGUCAUCUCCCUGCAGAAGGUUUUCCUGUCACACGCAGACCGCAAAGUAUGGCUGCUCUUUGACUAUGCCGAGCAUGAUCUCUGGCACAUUAUUAAGUUCCACAGAGCCUCCAAGGCCAACAAGAAGCCCCUUCAGCUGCCUCGAGGAAUGGUCAAGUCUCUUCUCUACCAGAUCCUGGAUGGCAUCCAUUACCUCCACGCCAACUGGGUCCUCCACAGAGACCUUAAACCUGCAAACAUUUUAGUGAUGGGGGAAGGGCCAGAGAGGGGUAGAGUAAAGAUUGCCGACAUGGGAUUUGCCCGACUCUUCAAUUCACCGCUGAAGCCUUUAGCCGAUCUUGACCCUGUGGUGGUCACCUUCUGGUACAGAGCACCUGAACUACUGCUGGGGGCUCGGCACUACACCAAAGCCAUCGACAUCUGGGCGAUUGGCUGCAUCUUUGCGGAGCUGCUGACCUCUGAGCCAAUAUUCCACUGUCGCCAGGAAGACAUCAAGACCAGUAACCCUUACCACCACGACCAACUGGACCGCAUCUUUAACGUCAUGGGCUUCCCUGCUGAUAAAGACUGGGAGGACAUCAAAAAGAUGCCAGAACACUCUACGCUGAUGAAAGACUUCAGAAGGAACACAUACACAAACUGCAGCCUUAUAAAGUACAUGGAAAAACAUAAAGUCAAACCCGACAGCAAAGCAUUCCACUUGCUGCAGAAACUGCUGACCAUGGACCCCAUCCGUAGAAUCACGUCUGAGCAGGCUAUGCAGGACCCUUACUUUUUGGAGGAGCCCCUGCCCACCUCUGAUGUGUUUGCAGGCUGCCAGAUUCCCUACCCAAAGAGGGAGUUCCUAACAGAGGAGGAGCCAGAGGACAAGGCAGACAAAAAAAACCAGCAACAGCAACAGGGAAACAACCACACGAAUGGGGCGGGGCACACUGGUAACCCUGACAACAGCCACGCUCAGGGUCCGCCUCUGAAGAAAGUGCGAGUCGUCCCGCCCACCACUACCUCAGGUGGCCUCAUUAUGACCUCAGACUACCAGCGCUCCAAUCCACAUGCUGCCUACCAGAACCCUGGACCAAGCACAGCACUGCCCCAAAACAGCAUGGGAUACUCCUCUACCUCCCAACAGCCGCCCCAGUACUCCCACCAGACCCACCGCUACUGAGAACCCCCCGACCACACACACAUACACUUAUACACAUGCACAAAUAUACACACAUACACAGCCCUCAUCAUGCCCACCUGAACGAAUGUACUGAGGGAUGUGGGGAUGUCCAAGGCUACAAACCCCACCCAACUCCAUCCCACAGAGGGCACCUUCUCUACAGCAGUCUUUUAGGCCUGAGUGACUACACUUCUUCAAGCUAACACACCAUUACCCCAGUAUUAGAAAACACUGCUUCAGAGCAAAAUCUGACAGGUGGAAAAAAAGAGGAACGAUAAGAAUAAGAAGAAUGGAUACUAGGAUCAAACGUGUGUCUGAUGCUCAAACCAGCCAAGAGAAGAUGGCUUGGUUUUGAGGGUGAAACGUGUCAAUCUCUUGUGUGAUCUCCUCUCUUCUUUUUCUUUACCUGUCUCCACACCUCCACCCUAAACCUCUAACCGUCAAAGCUUGGAUAAGACUGAAAGCUGCUAUGUGACUGCCAGCGUUGACAGAUUCUGUCCAACUGUCCUCCUGUCUGUCUGUUUUGUCUGUUUGUGUGUGUGCGGCCCUAUGAGGGCCUCAGCUGAGGACUGAACUAAGCUGCUGUGAAGCAUGCUGGGCGGAUGUGGAGCCCCCGCAGCUGUGGCCUUGAGGGUUUUAAUAAAGGACAAAAAAAAAAAGAUGACAAAAAAGAUUUUAGUAGUUUAUAAUUUAAUCCGUUUUCAUGUUUUUUUUGUUUUCAUGGCAAGACAGGCAAAGCAGCCCGCGCUGGCUGAGAGCUCAGCCGCUGUGAGCAAGCCUUACAACAUGACGACAAAACCAACCAAUCGCAUGGAGUAUGGCAAAUGGAACAUGCAUUGUACUGUAUUGUAUUGAAAUAUUUUACAUGAAGCAAGUAUCCUGACAAUAAAAGUGGAAACAUUGA
This is a messenger RNA of Labrus mixtus (cuckoo wrasse), 2636 nucleotides long. RefSeq names its product cyclin dependent kinase 8 (gene cdk8). The transcript is spliced from 13 exons. Lineage: Eukaryota; Metazoa; Chordata; Actinopteri; Labriformes; Labridae. Gene Ontology annotation, molecular function: cyclin-dependent protein serine/threonine kinase activity; RNA polymerase II CTD heptapeptide repeat kinase activity; ATP binding. Gene Ontology annotation, cellular component: nucleus; mediator complex. The coding region runs from base 338 to 1732 and encodes 464 amino acids. The record is from RefSeq and is a predicted model, not a curated record. Gene Ontology annotation, biological process: protein phosphorylation.